AUGGACGGCGAAGAGCUCCCUAUUGUAGAAGAGGAAACUGAAGUAGAUUCUACAAAUACUGUUUCAAAAGCGGAACCGGAGAGGUCCUUGUCCCCACCACUGGUGUCUCUUAAUAAAGAGACAGAAGUCAAAGGUCACAGGCGGCGGGGAGCUGUGAAGAGACCAAGUUUAGCGCCAGGGUCAGCCAAUACUCUUUCAUCUCCUACUACAGUGAUCCCACCCGCAGGGAAGAAGAAUGUUGUGUUAUCCAACGAAGCCAGAAAGGAAAUGGCCAAGUUAGCCAAAGUCACAAAGGAUGAGAGACGAGCACAGCUGGAUGCUAGGCACAAAUAUUUAAUCUCCAAACUGGCUGAUGGCAUUGGCAUUGGUGAAAAUGAAGUGGAGGAUUUCCUUAUUUCCGAUGAUAAGUUUAGUUUAAUGGCGGAUUUCUUUGCUCCAAACGGAUCCAAAAAGCUAAUAUUCUUCUACCAAGAAGUUGCUCAGCCGAACAAGUCAAAUGUUUCCAUGUGGUCUGAUGGGGCAAACCUAAACUCUUCCUAUGCACAUCUACAGAAGAAGCUAUUUAUUACGAUGGGUUCCACUGAGGGACUUACAGGGACGUGUCUCUUUUUCUUGAGAACAACAGAUAAAUCGAUCACGACGGCAAACAUUUCUCAGGAGGUCAAUUUCAGUAUGUUUGAGUGCACAAAUGGCAAUAUUCUGCAAGGCCUGGAAAUUUUACUUGCUCGGGUUCUGGUGCCUUCACUUAAAUGUCAAGAGAACUGGGGAGCCGUGAAGGAAGGUCUACAGAAUCUACAAAUACGAGAAUUUUUGGACUCUCUAGAUAAAUUUGUUGCAACUUUGUCAUCUGCAAGAAGCAAUUUGGAAGGAAAAAUCGAACUUAAGAAAGUUGACGUCGGCAAUUUCCUCGAUAACUUAAACGAACCAUCAGACUUCCUUAAUGCAGGCGGUAACAGUGAAACCAUUGAGAAGUUAGAGAAGAUGUUGAUGGUUUGGAUCAAACAAAUCGAGCAGGUCCUUGCUGAGAGUGAGCAGAUGAGGAAAGAAGCCGAUGACAUUGGCCCCUUUGCAGAGCUUGAACACUGGAAGUCACGGAUGUCGUCAUUUAACAGUCUUUUAGAUGAGAUAAAAAGUCCCCGAGUCAAGAAAGUUCUCAGCAUUCUACAAGCUGCGAAAUCCAGGAUUCUCAAACAGUGGAAAGAACUGGAUUGUAAUGUUACGAAUGCCGCCAAUGAAGCAAAAGACAAUGUGAAAUACUUGUACACUCUUGAUAGAUUUUUUGGUCCUCUUGGAAAAGCUUCACCCGCAACAAUGGUUGAACACAUCCCAAGUUUAAUGAACAGCAUCCGAAUGAUCUACAGCACGUCACAGUAUUACAACACUUCAGAGCAUAUGACAUCACUUUUCCUCAAGGUCACCAAUCAAAUUGUUGGCACAUGCAAGAACUAUCUGAACCAAGGGGUUGCAAAAAUCUGGGAUCAGGACAGGGAGGAACUUCUCAAGAGGAUCCAGGAAUGUGCCUAUCUGAAUGAGCAAUAUCAAGCUGCCUUCCAUAAGGUGAAAGAGAAGCUGAAAGAAACCCCAAAUGAAAGACAAUUUGAAUUUAGUGAGAAUUACAUAUUUGGGAAACUUGACACUUUUUGCAAGCGUCUAGAGAAGAUAUCGGAAAUGAGCAAUAUUUUGGAAAGCCUCGCUGAUCUUCAGAACAUUAGAACUGAGGGAAUUGAGAAGAUCAGCAUCCGUUACCAAACUAUCGUUGCCAACACCAAAGCAAAGACUUAUGAUGUAUUGGACCAUAGAAGGCAGGAGUUUGAUAAAGACUAUGUGGAGUUCAAAAAUCAAAUUGAGGGGCUUUACCAGUCACUGCAAGCGUUUGUGGAUUCUUGGUUUGAAAAACCAUUGACUACGGAACAAAUGGUAAAUCUGUUGAUGAAAUUUGAACGAAUCGGCAAGGACCAUCUUGACUUUGGUGAAAAAUACAUGGUGGUGCUACAAAGAUACAAUCGAGAUUUGGACAUGGUGAGAAAACUCUACCAAAAGCAGAAAGAAAAUCCACCAAUACCACGUAAUGUGCCUCCUAUAACAGGAAAGAUUAUGUGGGCUCGUCAACUCUUCAGAAAAAUUGAGCAGCCAAUGAAAUUCCUCAAAACGAAACCAGAACUUUUAAAGGGCUUAGAAAUGAAAAAGAUCAUUCGGAACUACAACAAGAUGGCAUCCGUGCUUAUGGAGUUUGAGCUCUUGUACCACAGAGGGUGGUGCAAAUGUGCAGAACUAGCCAAAAACGGGCUGCAUGCAUCACUCCUUGUACGACAUCCGGACACCAAGGAAUUGUACGUCAACCUCGACCCUAUGGUGUUAGAAGUCUUAUAUGAAACAAAAUACCUACAUAAACUGGGGUUUGAAGUACCAGAUGUCAUACUUGAUAUGGCCACAAGAGAGAACCAAAUUAAAAUGCAGCAAAUUAAGCUACAAGAUAUGUUGCAGGACUACAAGACAUUUUAUAAUGGGAUCCCUGUACUGCUGAAGCCACUGAUGCUGCCGUUUAUCACAGAAAUUGAAGAAGCUCUGUCACCAGGCUUGACGCAACUCUCUUGGACCUCCCUGAACAUUGACAAAUAUAUUGCAAAUGUCUACAGAAACCUGAAACAAGUAGAACAGAUCUGCAAGGAAGCAUCUGACACCCUGGACUGCCGUAUCGAGAAGUUGCUGCAGGGCAUCUCUGAAACUUCAUUGGUGGAUCUACCAGAAGAUAACACCGUUGCUGUUUCCGCUUUCCUGGAGGGGACAGAAAAAGUCGUAGCAGAGGCUGCGGAGACCUUGUGCACGCAGAGCAAACAAGUGGAGCUCUGUUUGUAUGAAAUGAUUGAUACACUGAAAAGUAAAAUGAAACCAGCUGAUAGAAAUAGUCUACAGGAUUCGUUUGCCUGUGCGCAUCUUGAUACAAAGUUAAAAACUCGCUGCCAGGAGUGUCUUUCCUGUAGCUACUAUAAUGCAAUAGGGCACUUGUGUCAGAAGAAUACCGAUUCACUGGUCAAAUGUACCAAAGUUUCAUUAGAUGCCUUAAAGCGUCGCUUGCACACCACCAGCUCUAAGUACCAGACAACGAAGCUUACAACAGAUCAUGGCUCAACUCCGCUGUUUAAAGCUGAAAUUCAGCUCGCUAUUCCAAAUGUUGUCAUGAGGCCAAGCCUGGAAGAUAUACAAAGUGCUGUAAACAAAGCCAUUAAUGUAAUACUUUCGUCGGCGAAGGAUAUCCCUCUAUGGAAAUUUGCACAUCUACAUCACAAACAGCAGCAGAUGGAACAGAAUGCUGCCAGAGAUUUGGGCGACGAACUCACUAAGAUGGUUACGCUGAAACCUCUGGACAAACAAAUCACUGAACAUAAAGAUGUGAGCAAAGUUGUCAUCCAGCUAAGCACCAUUGUCUUGUCCCUCAAGGCAGACGCAACUGAUGUCCUUAGCAGUUUUUCUACGUUUUCUGGGAUCUGGAACCAGGAUGUAGAAGAAAAAGUAAAGGAGUUCUUGGAAACCAACCCAGUAAUGUCUGAAUUUAGAAGUCAAUUGAGCUAUUAUUCGCAACUGGAGACGCAAAUCAGUGAACUCUCCGGUCACUGCAUCGUGGGCCCUGUGGACUUUGCUACUGACUGUUUAAAAGUGUCUUUAGUCCAAGAAUGUCGUCGAUGGAAAAGGGCGAUCGGCUCAGCUUUAAAUAAAAAAGCUGCUACAGACAUGGAUGAGAUUUAUUCCUUUAUUGAUAACCUCAGCAAGAGACUGAACAGACCGAUUAACGAUCUGGAUGAUGUGCGUGGCGCUAUGGAUGGUCUGAAAGAGAUAAGGGACACGGAGAUAAAAAUCGACAUGAUGAUUGGACCCAUUGAGGAAUCAUACAGCCUUCUGCUGAAAUACGAACUGCUUUUCCAAGAUGGCAAUGCAGAGAGAGUGGAUGGGUUGGCAUAUGCCUGGAAGAAUCUGAACGCACAGGUUGUUCAAACACAAAAUUUGCUCAUGAAAGUGCAGCCAGCCAUGAAAACUGAUUUAUUAGAAGGUGUCAAGAGAUUUCAGGUCGAUGCCGCAGAAUAUUAUAAAGAUUACGAUUUGUCUGGUCCUGGUGUGGAAGGGAUUCCACCAAGGGAGGCAAGUGACAGAUUGCAGGUUUUCCAGGCAAAGUUUGAUGAAUUGUGGAGGAAAUAUGUCACCUUUUCUGGCGGAGAAGAACUCUUUGGCCUUUCUAUGACAGACUACCCAGAGUUGCAAAGGAUAAAACGUGAGCUGUCUUUGCUUCAGAAACUGUAUGGCCUGUAUAAUUCAGUCAUAGACAGCAUUACUGGAUAUUAUGAUAUCCUCUGGACUGACCUGGAUAUUGAGAAAAUCAACAACGAGCUACUAGACUUCCAAAACCGAAUCCGCAAGCUGCCCAAAGCUCUGAAAGAGUGGCAGGCCUUUAACGACUUGAAGAAGAAAAUUGAUGACUUCAGUGAGAGCUGCCCUUUGCUUGAAAUGAUGGCCAACAAAGCAAUGAUGAGAAGACACUGGGAUAGAAUUUCACAGCUAACUGGCCACAACUUUGAUGUAGAGUCAGAAACAUUCUCUUUAAAGAAUAUAAUGGAAGCCUCCUUGCUGAAGUAUAAAGAGGACAUUGAGGACAUUUGCAUCAGUGCUGUGAAGGAAAAGGAUAUUGAAGCCAAGCUGAAAAAUGUUGUCAAUGAAUGGAGUGCCCAUGUAUUUACUUUCGCCCCCUUCAAGGCAAGAGGGGAGCUACUUCUUAAGGGGUCAGAUACAUCAGAAAAAAUUGCACUAAUGGAAGACAGUCUUAUGAUUCUGGGAUCCAUCAUGAGUAACAGGUACAAUGCACCGUUUAAGCCAACCAUUCAACAAUGGGUCCAGAAACUGUCCAACACCACAGAGAUCAUUGAGAACUGGCUCACGGUGCAGAAUCUGUGGAUUUACCUGGAAGCCGUAUUUGUUGGAGGUGACAUUGCAAAGCAGUUACCGCAGGAAGCAAAGCGGUUCCAGAACAUUGAUAAGUCCUGGCAGAAGAUAAUGCAGAAGGCACACGAGACCCCUAACAUCGUACAGUGUUGUGUUGGGGAUGAGACCCUGGCCCAGCUGUUGCCACAUUUAUUAGAACAACUAGAGAUGUGUCAGAAAUCCCUCACUGGAUAUUUAGAAAAGAAACGUUUGGUAUUUCCAAGGUUUUUCUUUGUUUCGGACCCAGCUCUUCUGGAAAUCCUUGGACAAGCAUCUGAUUCGCACACCAUUCAGGCGCACCUUCUAAGUUUGUUUGACAAUGUCAACAGAGUGGGCUUCCACGAAAAGAACUAUGACCAGAUUUUGUAUUUUGAGUCCCAAGAAGGUGAACGAGUGAACCUUAUUGAACCUGUCAAUGCCCAGGGCAACGUGGAGAUUUGGUUAGGGCUUCUCCUUAAUGGAGUGAAGAAGACUCUGCACAACAUCAUCAAACAAGCAUCUAUUGCCAUCAGUGACUCCGGAUUCAAGCUGUAUGAUUUCCAGGCUAUGUACCCCGCACAGAUUGGCCUUUUGGGAAUUCAGAUGAUCUGGACUAGGGAUGCCGAGGAAGCCCUAAAUGUUUCUAAAAUCGACAAAAAGGUUAUGCAAACAACAAAUCAGAAAUUCCUCGAUCUUCUGAAUGAUUUGAUUGAUAUGACAACACGUGACCUAACAAAGAUGGAGAGGACCAAGUACGAGACUUUAAUCACCAUUCACGUUCACCAGAAAGAUAUCUUCGAUGAUUUGGUCCGCAUGAAUAUUAAAUCUGCUUCUGAUUUUGAAUGGCAAAAACAGUCCAGAUUUUACUUUGUUGAAGAUAUUGAUAAAUGCAUCAUCCAAAUCACAGAUGUGGAAUUCAGUUACUGCAAUGAGUACUUGGGCUGCACCGACAGGCUGGUCAUCACCCCUCUCACGGACAGAUGUUACAUCACACUAUCCCAAGCCCUGGGAAUGAGCAUGGGGGGCGCCCCAGCAGGUCCUGCUGGAACAGGAAAGACAGAGACCACCAAAGACAUGGGAAAAUGUCUUGGAAAGUAUGUAGUGGUCUUCAACUGCUCUGAUCAGAUGGACUAUAGAGGACUGGGUCGCAUAUACAAAGGUCUAGCCCAGUCUGGUGCGUGGGGCUGCUUCGAUGAGUUUAACCGCAUUGAGCUGCCAGUCCUUUCAGUGGCUGCCCAACAAAUUUACAUAGUCUUACAAUGCAAGAAGAAUAAGAAGAACCAGUUUAUAUUCACUGACGGUGACGUGGUUGACAUGGACAGAGAAUUUGGUAUAUUCUUAACCAUGAAUCCAGGCUAUGCAGGCCGGCAAGAGCUUCCCGAAAAUCUAAAAGUCCAAUUCCGAACAGUGGCUAUGAUGGUACCAGAUCGUGCUAUCAUCAUGAGGGUAAAAUUGGCCAGUGCCGGCUUCCGGGAUAACCAGAUCCUCAGCCGCAAAUUUUAUACUCUUUACAAGCUGUGUGAGGAACAAUUAUCCAAACAAGUCCAUUAUGACUUUGGAUUGAGAAAUAUUCUAUCAGUCCUCCGGACACUGGGGGCAGUAAAGAGAUCCAAUCCCAAUGAACCUGAGAAAACCGUUGUCAUGAGGGUCCUCCGUGACAUGAAUCUUUCUAAGCUGGUAGAUGAAGACGAACCUCUAUUUAUGAGUCUGAUUAAUGAUCUUUUCCCGGGUAUUACUCUUGAUAAAGCCGGGUAUCCAGAACUAGAAGCUGCUAUUCAGAAGCAGACGGAGGAAGCAGGCCUUAUCCAUCAUCCACCAUGGAUUCUAAAACUCAUUCAGCUGUACGAGACACAGAGGGUCAGACAUGGAAUGAUGACCCUGGGCCCCAGUGGUGCAGGGAAAACCAAAUGUAUAAACAUCCUUAUGAAGGCCAUGACGGACUGUGGCGCACCGCACAAGGAAAUGAGAAUGAACCCCAAAGCAAUCACUGCCUCCCAGAUGUUUGGAACUCUCGAUGUGGCCACAAACGACUGGACAGAUGGUAUAUUUUCAACACUGUGGAGAAAGACUCUAAAAGCAAAGAAGGGAGAACAUAUAUGGAUUGUCUUGGAUGGGCCUGUAGAUGCCAUUUGGAUAGAGAACCUAAAUUCUGUCUUAGAUGAUAACAAAACUCUCACUUUGGCCAAUGGUGAUCGUAUCCCGAUGGCGCCAAACUGCAAAAUCGUGUUUGAACCUCACAACAUUGACAACGCCUCUCCAGCAACCGUGUCCCGAAACGGCAUGGUCUUCAUGAGCUCCUCAGUACUAGACUGGAGACCCAUAUUAAAGGCUUGGUUACAGACCCUUCCGGCUGCCCACCACGAGAUUCUCUGGAAUUGCUUUAACGGAGUCUUUCAGGAUCUCAUUAAUUUCGUCUUUACCGUUGUGAGUCCAAAGAUGCAGAUACUGGAGUGCAUGUACAUUAAGCAGGCCAUUGACCUCCUCCAGGGUCUGUUGCAUGACAAGGAUGAAAAACAGCCCGGCCCGGAACAUGUAGCCCGCCUAUUUGUCUUUGCAGUCAUGUGGUCAGUGGGGGCUCUACUAGAGCUAGAAGACCGUUUGAAGAUGGAAAUAUUCCUUCGCAAUCAUUCCGCUCCUCUUCAACUUCCUGCAGUGAAUGGAGAGGAGACUAUCUUUGAAUUUGUAAUUAAUGAAAAUGGGCAGUGGGAACACUGGUCCAAAAGGGUCCCAGAAUAUGUUUAUCCAAAGGACUCCGUUCCAGAAUAUGCCUCAAUUUUAGUCCCAAAUGUUGACAAUGUCCGAACAGAUUUCCUGAUGCAUACCAUUAUGAAGCAAGGGAAAGCAGUUUUGCUCAUAGGUGAGCAGGGGACAGCAAAAACAGUCAUGAUUAAGGGCUACACAAGCAAGUAUGAUCCAGAAUAUCAUGCCACAAAGUCUUUGAACUUUUCUUCUGCCACUCUGCCAAAUAUGUUCCAGAGGAGUAUUGAAAGUUAUAUUGAUAAACGGAUGGGGACCACGUACGGCCCCCCUGCUGGGAAGAAAAUGACAGUCUUUAUUGAUGAUAUCAAUAUGCCUGUGAUCAACGAGUGGGGGGAUCAGAUCACCAAUGAAAUAGUUCGACAGCUCAUGGAGCAAAAAGGUUUCUACAACUUGGAGAAGCCUGGUGAAUUUACAAGUGUAGUCGACAUUCAGUUUGUGGCCGCUAUGAUACAUCCAGGGGGUGGUCGAAAUGACAUUCCUCAGCGUUUGAAGCGUCAGUUUACUACAUUUAACUGUACACUCCCAUCAAAUUCUUCCAUUGACAAAAUUUUCCGAACAGUAGCAGAAGGAUAUUUCUGUGAGCAGAGAGGAUUCCCUCUAGAUGUUUGCCAACUGGCAUCUGUCUUAGUGCCUUCUACCCGCAAAGUCUGGCAGGCCACUAAAAUAAAGAUGCUACCAACCCCGGCUAAAUUUCAUUACAUAUUUAACUUACGAGAUCUGAGCCGUAUUUGGCAGGGGAUACUCACGGUUACAUCAGAUGUUUGUAAGAGCACGAAUAUCUUGGUAGCCCUAUUCAAACAUGAAUGCAGACGGGUGAUUGCAGACAGAUUUGUUGAUGAGAAGGAUAAAGACUGGUUUGAGCACACAAUGCAUAAGAUUGCAGUUGAGGAUCAUGGCCAAGAGUUGAUACAGAAUACGUUGGAAGAAGCAUACUUUGUCGACUUCCUUCGUGAUGCUCCUGAGGCUACAGGAGAAGAACCAGAUGAUGCUGAUUUGGAGGCUCCUAAAAUAUACGAACCUAUCCCUUCAUUUGAACAUCUUUCGGAGAGACUUAACAUGUUCAUGCAACAGUACAAUGAGGCAGUCCGUGGAGCUAGGAUGGACUUAGUGUUUUUCCGGGAUGCAAUGAUUCAUUUGGUAAAGAUCUCCCGGAUUAUCAGGACCCCGCAAGGAAAUGCAUUGCUGGUUGGUGUUGGAGGAUCCGGCAAGCAGAGUUUAACUAGACUGGCUUCAUACAUUGCUGGUUAUCAGAGCUUCCAGAUUACACUGACCAGAACCUAUGGUACAAAUAACCUUAUGGAUGAUCUAAAACUCCUUUACCGUACAGCUGGUCAGAAAGGAAAAGGAAUCACUUUCAUAUUUACAGACAAUGAAAUCAAGGAUGAAUCAUUUUUGGAGUACAUGAACAAUGUGCUGGCUUCUGGGGAAGUAUCAAACCUGUUUGCAAGAGACGAAAUUGAUGAAAUCACACAAGAUCUCAUCCCUGUUAUGAAGAAAGAAUAUCCACGGCGUGCUCCAACUCCUGAAAACCUCUAUGACUAUUUUCUUUCCCGUGUUCGCAGUAACUUACAUGUAGUAUUGUGCUUUUCACCUGUUGGGGAAAAGUUCAGAACGAGGGCACUAAAAUUUCCUGGCCUAAUCUCUGGUUGUACCAUGGACUGGUUCCAACGUUGGCCAAAAGAUGCAUUGGUAGCCGUGGCUGAUCAUUUCCUAGCUUCCUACAAGAUUGAAUGCACUGAUGAGGUGAAGCAGAGUGUGGUUAAUACCAUGGGGACAUUUCAAGACAUCGUAGCAGAAAAGUGUGUUGAGUAUUUUGAAAGAUAUAGACGUCAGACGUACGUCACUCCCAAGUCAUACCUAUCAUUCAUUAGUGGCUACAAGUCCAUUUAUGCAGAGAAAUAUGAAAACGUUGGUAACCUUUCUAACCGUAUGAAGACAGGUCUGGCAAAGUUGAUGGAAGCAGAAGUAUCAGUGAAUCAACUGUCUAAAGAAUUAGCCGUGAAAGAGAAAGACUUGGCUGUUGCCUCAAGAAAAGCAGAUGAGGUUUUGCAGGAAGUGACCUUUAAGGCUCAAGCGGCUGAAAAAGUGAAGAUGCAAGUGCAAAAAGUCAAAGACAAGGCCCAAGCCAUUGUCGAUGAGAUUGCCAUUGACAAGGCGGCUGCUGAGGAGAAGCUUGAAGUGGCGAGGCCUGCAUUGGAGGAGGCAGAGGCGGCUCUGGAGACCAUAAAGCCUUCUGACAUAGCAACAGUUCGCAAACUGGGUAGACCUCCUCAUUUAAUUAUGAGAAUCAUGGACUGCGUUUUGCUCCUGUUCCAGAGAAAAAUUGAUCCAGUGACACUUGAUCCUGAACGACCGUGUCUCAAACCUUCCUGGGGAGAGGCCCUAAAACUAAUGAAUAACUCUGGGUUCCUUAAUACCCUGCUUACUUUUCAAAAGGACUCAAUCACUGGAGAGGUGGUUGAACUGCUUCAGCCUUACCUGGACAUGGAUGACUACAACUUAGAGUCUGCUAAAAAAGUUUGUGGCAAUGUGGCUGGCUUGUGUUCUUGGACACAGGCUAUGGCAUAUUUCUUUGGAAUUAACAAGGAAGUCCUUCCCCUGAAGGCUAACUUGGCACUACAGGGAGCCAAACUCGCGGCUGCCCAAGAAGAACUCAACAAUGCACAGAAGCAGCUUGAUGCAAAGCAGAAAGAGCUGGAUGAAGUGCAGGCCAUGUACGAUGCUGCCAUGAGGGAGAAACAGGCUCUAGUGGAUGAUGCUGAAGCCUGUCGCAGGAAGAUGGUCAAUGCAACUGCAUUAAUUGAAGGACUUGGAGGAGAAAAAAUACGUUGGACCGAAAGCAGCAAAAGCUUUCAGAAUCAAAUAAUUCGACUAGUGGGAGAUGUUCUUUUGGCUACCGGCUUCCUCUCCUACAGUGGUCCGUUUAACCAAGAAUACAGAAGCUUGCUGCUUCAGAUGUGGAAGAGGGAGAUGAACACUAACAGAAUACCAUACAGUGAUGACCUCAACCUUAUCUCAAUGCUUGUGGACAAUGCCACCAUUGGGGAGUGGAACCUUCAAGGACUCCCAAACGAUGAUCUUUCUAUCCAGAAUGGAAUCAUCGUUACAAAAGCAUCUCGAUUUCCUCUGCUGAUUGACCCACAAGGUCAAGGAAAAAUCUGGAUUAAAAAUAAAGAAAAAAACAAUGAACUUCAGGUGACAUCUUUGAAUCACAAGUAUUUUAGAAGUCACCUUGAAGACAGCCUUUCUUUGGGGAGACCCCUGAUGAUAGAAGAUGUUGGAGAGGAGCUUGAUCCUGCACUUGACAAUGUCCUGGAGAAGAACUUUAUAAAAUCUGGAUCCACUUUUAAAGUAAAAGUUGGAGAUAAAGAGGUAGACGUAAUGAAAGGCUUUACUCUUUACAUUACUACGAAACUGGCAAAUCCUGCUUAUACCCCUGAAAUCAGUGCAAAGACAGCAGUCAUUGAUUUUACCGUAACCAUGAAAGGUCUGGAAGACCAGCUCCUUGGACGUGUCAUUCUCACCGAAAAGCAGGAACUGGAGGCUGAAAGAGUUAAAUUAAUGGAAGAGGUGACUUCAAACAAAAGGAAGACAAAGGAACUUGAGGACAAUCUUCUGUACCGUCUCACCAGUACCCAGGGGUCUUUAGUGGAGGAUGAGUCCCUGAUUGAAGUCCUCAGGAUAACAAAAUCAACUUCAGAGGAGGUCAGUGAGAAGCUGACUGUUGCGGCAGAGACGGAGGUGAAGAUUAAUACAGCUCGCGAGGAGUAUCGUCCUGUGGCCACGCGCGGCAGCAUUCUGUAUUUUCUCAUUGUGGAAAUGAGUUUGGUGAAUGUGAUGUAUCAGACGUCGCUCCGUCAGUUCCUGGGCAUCUUUGACCUGUCGAUGGAAAGAUCUGCAAAAUCCCAACUCACGUCCAAAAGAAUCGCCAACAUUAUAGAAUAUCUCACUUUUGAGGUGUUUAAGUACACAGUGCGUGGCCUUUAUGAGAAUCACAAGUUUCUCUUUACAUUGCUAAUGGCUUUAAAGAUAGACCUACAAGCUAAGAAAAUUUCUCAUAAUGAAUUCCAAACACUCAUCAAAGGGGGUGCAACUCUAGAUCUCAAUUCAGUGGAACCAAAGCCAAAGAAAUGGAUACUGGACAUGACCUGGCUUAAUCUAGUGCAAUUGUCCAAUCUGCCUCCAUUUAAUAAUCUCCUGGGGCAGGUGGCAAGAAAUGAGAAAGCCUGGAAGAGCUGGUUUGAUGUGGAAGCUCCGGAAGAGGCUCCAUUACCUGAUGGAUAUGAUAGUUUGCUAGAUACAUUCAGAAAACUUCUUCUGAUCCGAAGCUGGUGCCCAGAUCGCACUAUAGCACAGGCUCGUCAUUAUAUUGCUGAAUCUCUAGGUGUUAAGUACGCUGAAGGUUUCAUCCUUGAAAUGGAAGCCAUGUGGGCUGAAAGCAACUGUAGAACGCCUCUGGUUUGCUUUUUGUCAAUGGGGUCCGAUCCUACUGAAAAUAUCGAACGCCUGGCCAAAUCAAAGAACGUUCCUUGCCGUGCAAUUUCCAUGGGCCAGGGUCAAGAAGUCCAUGCUAGGCGCUUACUAAGCCAGUCUAUGCAAGAUGGUGGAUGGCUCCUUCUUCAGAACUGCCACUUGGGCCUGGAUUUUCUGGAUGAACUUCUGGAUACGAUCACCAUCACAGAAGCUGUCCAUGAAGGCUUCAGGACCUGGAUCACCACAGAAGUCCAUCCCAAAUUCCCAAUUAAUCUCCUGCAGUCAUCUAUAAAAUUCACCAAUGAACCACCUCAGGGUGUGAAAGCAGGAUUGAAACGGACCUAUUCUGGAGUGUCACAGGAACUACUAGAUGUAACCAACAUGACACAAUGGAAACCACUGCUCUACGCAGUAGGAUUUCUCCACACAACUGUGCAGGAGAGGAGGAAGUUUGGUCCAUUAGGCUGGAACAUUCCAUACGAGUUUAACCAGGCCGAUUUUGCCGCUAGCGUGCAGUUUGUUCAGAACCAUUUGGAUGAUAUCGGCACGAAACGUCCUGUGAACUGGAACUGCCUGCGUUAUAUGUUGGGAGAAGUGCAGUAUGGUGGUCGUGUGACAGAUGACCUAGAUAAGACAUUGCUCAACACCUUUUCCAGAGUGUGGUUUGGAGAUCAUAUGUUUUCUGAUAAAUUCUGCUUUUACCAAGGCUAUGGCAUUCCCAAAGGCAAAACAGUAGAUGACUUCCUCCAGUACAUAGAGCAGCUGCCUUUGGUAGACACACCUGAGGUAUUUGGAUUGCAUUCAAAUGCAGACAUCACCUACCAAACAAACAUGGCUAAUGAGACCUUAAGCACAAUAGUUAAUAUCCAGCCCAAGGACAGCGGCGGGGGUGCAGGAGAAACACGAGAGACCAUUGUCCAGCGCCUUGCCAAUGAAAUGCUUGAGAAAUUGCCAGAGGACUACAUUCCCCAUGAGGUAAAAGCACGACUUCAAAAGAUGGGUCCUUUUCAGCCAAUGAACAUAUUUCUACGCCAAGAAAUUGAUCGCAUGCAACGAGUGAUUGCACGCGUUAGGAGUACACUUACUGAUCUGAAGCUGGCAAUUGAUGGUACCAUCAUUAUGUCUGAGGAUUUACGAGAUGCUCUGGAUAACAUGUAUGAUGCCAGGAUUCCAAAGCUGUGGUAUAAGAUUUCCUGGGAGUCAGCCACCUUGGGGUUUUGGUUUACCGAGCUGCUGGAAAGGAACCAGCAGUUCCGAAGCUGGUUAUUUGAAGGCCGACCUAAUCAGUUCUGGAUGACAGGAUUUUUUAAUCCCCAAGGCUUUUUGACAGCCAUGAGACAGGAAACAACUCGGAUGAACCUAUCCAAAGGCUGGGCGUUAGACAGUGUCAUUUUGCAUAAUGAUGUCACAAGAAUGAUGAAAGAAGAUGUUAAUGCCCCCCCUCCUGCUGAUGUCGGUGGCGUAUACAUUUAUGGGCUUUUUCUUGAUGGUGCUGGAUGGGAUCGCAGAAACACAAAGCUCAUGGAAUCUUCCCCUAAGGUCCUGUUCACAAAUUUGCCUGUAGUCCAUGUCUACGCUGUGAGCACCAUGACCCCCGCAGACCCUAAGAAACAGCUGGGAAACCUUUAUUCCUGCCCUGUGUACAAGAAGCCUCGGAGGACAGACCUCACAUACAUUUUCUCUUUGUUUUUAAAAACCACAGUAGUCCCUGACCAUUGGACCUUGAGGGGAGUGGCUCUUCUAUGUGACUCCAAAUAACCCCAACAAGGAGAAGACUUCCUGAUAUCUUAAAAUAUAGCAAUGUUAUGGUCGAGAAGUACAAAUACAUGAUUAUCCAUUGGUACUCUACAGAAAUAACAGGCACCUAUCGUUUUAUUACCGAUAACAUGGGCACUUGAUAUGAAUUUCUAAAUGUUUAUCACCAUCUUAAUGUUCACUGAUUUCCAUUGGACUUGGCCAAAAGAGAGAGGUAGUAUUUAUAGCUGUACAAAAUAGAUUUCAAGCACUUUACUAUAUACUCUACUUAGAAUAACACAAGAAAUGGAAAACUCCUACCUAUAAAAACUUCAUUCAUCUCCCCUUUAACCAUGUUAAUUAUGCAUGCAUAAUCAGAGGAACAUCGGUGCACAUCAACCUAUUCUGGAUUAACAACAAAAAAACAUAAUACUGUAUCAGGAUUCACAAAAUAUCACAGAAAUAUGAUAUAUUUGUGGAUUAAAAUAAAAGUAUAGUUCAAAGCACAUAAAAAAAAAUCAAUACUCAUUUCAUGUCUGUUAUCUGAAAAUGACUUUGCUGUGAUAGUCUUGCAUUCUUGUUCUGUAUUGGUACAACUUUAAAUAAACCGAGCAAUCAUGAGA
This is a messenger RNA of Spea bombifrons (plains spadefoot toad), 14537 nucleotides long. RefSeq names its product dynein axonemal heavy chain 5-like. Gene Ontology annotation, cellular component: dynein complex. Bases 1 to 13938 code for a protein of 4645 amino acids. The record is from RefSeq and is a predicted model, not a curated record. Lineage: Eukaryota; Metazoa; Chordata; Amphibia; Anura; Pelobatidae. The transcript has 76 exons. Gene Ontology annotation, biological process: microtubule-based movement. Gene Ontology annotation, molecular function: dynein intermediate chain binding; ATP binding; minus-end-directed microtubule motor activity.